This is a messenger RNA of Helobdella robusta, 2109 nucleotides long. RefSeq lists its product as hypothetical. The transcript has 16 exons. Bases 82 to 2109 code for a protein of 675 amino acids. The record is from RefSeq and is a predicted model, not a curated record. Gene Ontology annotation, biological process: protein phosphorylation. Gene Ontology annotation, molecular function: ATP binding; protein serine/threonine kinase activity. Lineage: Eukaryota; Metazoa; Annelida; Clitellata; Rhynchobdellida; Glossiphoniidae.
UAAUUAUGCAACUUUAGCGUAAAUAAAAAAAAAAAAUAACGUUAUAGAUAUUUAGAGUGCGUUUUUGUAGUAUAGAUAAAAAUGGCGAAUGGUUUUGUCUUUGAUAUUGAACUAAAUGAAGAGGAGCAUGAGGAUGGCCAUAAGAAAAAGAGAAGAGAUUCGGAUUCGGCGGAUGAAAUUUCUGACGAGGAGCCACUAAACGUUGGGGACGACAAAGUUCUGAGUUUUGAAGCUAGUGGGCCAGAUGCAUACUUGCAAAAUGGUGAUCUUGAGACAGUGGAGCUGACUGAUCGGAUAGUGAAUGUCGGCCAACCAAAGGCAAAACCAGAGGAUUUUAAACUGCUGAAGUUGCUGGGAAAGGGAGGAUAUGGAAAGGUGUUUUUAGUUAGAAAAACAGAGGGAGAAAACACUGGUGAGCUGUUUGCUAUGAAAGUCUUGAAAAAGGCGACAAUCGUCCGUAAUGCCAAAGAUACAGCUCACACAAAAGCUGAACGGAGUAUUUUAGAAGCCGUCAAGCAUCCAUUUAUAGUGGACUUGAUAUAUGCCUUUCAAACUGGUCGCAAACUUUACCUAAUCCUUGAGUACUUGUGUGGAGGUGAGCUGUUCAUGCAAUUGGAGAAGGAGGGAAUAUUUCUGGAGGAUACUGCCAGUUUUUACCUGGCUGAAAUUACCCUAGCAAUUGAACACCUACACAAACAUGGAAUCAUUUAUAGGGAUCUGAAACCGGAAAAUGUGUUGUUGGAUACACAAGGUCAUGUGAAGCUGACAGAUUUUGGCUUGUGCAAGGAAUCAAUCGAGGAGGGCCUCUUAACACAUACGUUUUGUGGCACCAUCGAAUACAUGGCUCCGGAGAUCGUCAUCCAUAAUGGCCAUGGCAAAGCUGUUGAUUGGUGGAGCUUAGGAGCCCUCAUGUUUGACAUGCUCACUGGAGCUCCCCCAUUUACUGGUGAAAACAGGAAAAAGACUAUCGAUAAGAUCCUAAAAGCCAAGCUGGUGCUUCCUAACUAUCUAUCCCCCGACGCCCGGCUCCUCUUAAGAAAAAAUCACUCCUUCUUUCGAUCGAUUGACUGGACAGCAGUGCUGAUGAAGAAGUUGGUACCGCCAUAUAAACCUGUCCUUAAUGGCGAGCUUGACGUCAGCCAGUUUGAUUCAAAGUUCACACAUCAGACGCCAGUUGACUCGCCCGAUGACAGCCAUCUCAGUGAGAGCGUCAAUCAAGUCUUUCAAGGUUUCACGUACGUAGCGCCGUCCGUGUUUGAGAGUAUCACGGAACCGUGGAGGAACAAGGAUGGCAAGUUUAAUAAAGAACUCUUUGAUAGCUCAAGUCCUGUAGACGAUGACAUAUGUGGAGCAGCAGCAGCAGCUGCAACAACGACUUCAUCAGCGACAACCUCCCCAACGUUAGCAGCAGCAGCAGCAGCUUUAUCAACUACAAUAUUUGAUGAAGAGACAGCUUUAUCAGCUACAAUAUUUGAUGAAGAGGAGAUGGAUGUAUCAAACACUGCGUACAACUUCAAUCAAAGUCUUCAGAUCAGUGCUGCCAGCAAAAGUAGCAGCAGCAGCAACUUCUACCGCAGUCACGAUCAGCAUUACGGAAACUUCUACCUCCAGCAACAGCAACGACACCAUCCACCAUUGUCGUCAUCACCACCAGCGUCAUCGUCUCGUUUCGGUUUGAUCCAGAAAGAUCCGCGUCGCCACCUCUACCCCCACGAAGACGAAGAUGAAGACGCCGCGCUACUUUUGACAUCUGACCCCAUGCUUGACCCCGCCAUCAACAGGUCUCCGAUUUUGGGUCAGCGCACCUUUGGCGCUAGCUACCUCAACAAGCCACAACAGCAGCAAUAUUCUUCUCAACAAAACAUUUUGCAACAGUCUCAACAACAACAGCUGAAACACCAACAACCCUUUUUUCAACAAAACUUUUCGCAAUUUCAACAUUAUCAACAACAGCAACAUUACCCACAACAGCCACAACUACAACAACAACAUCAUCAUCAACAUCAACAAUCCCAACAGCAACAACAACAACAGCAAAGAAUGUUUAACAACUACAUGACUCAACCAAUAACGUUUGGUGGUGGUAUAAACAUCGCUAAGAAGAAGUGA